GUAGUUAUUACCAUUAGCCAGCAAGCAAAAGCCUUGGCUUCUCCCUCCCUCCACCUCCACUUUUUCAUCCAACUUUCAGUUUAGAGCGCUAACUCUUCAUUUAAAGAGAUUCUCUGCUAGUGUAAUUCAUCGUGGCAUUAAAGUGUCUGUGUGUAAGCCUCUUGAUUCUCGCCCUUUCGAGCUCCAAUCAACAACUGAUCAUCAUCAUCAUCCUCAGAUUUCAGAAUUCUAUUACUUAUAUACAAGUUCUCUAUUCUGUUGAAUUCCACAAGAGAUUAAAAAAUGCUGACGUGCAUAGCUCGCUCGAAGCAACCUGGGGAUGACUCACUGAGUCAACCCGAAGACUCAGACUCCUCCAACACGCCCGGUGCCAAACACCAAGCUAUCAAAUCUCUCACUUCUCAGCUCAAGGAUAUGGCAUUAAAGGCCUCGGGAGCCUAUCGACACUGCAACCCAUGUACGGCUCCGGGGGCUCAGAGUCGGUUCAAAAACUCGGGCGAGUCGGAUGCCGACUCGGACCGGUUCAGAUGGUCAUAUAGGAGGACCGGGAGUUCCAGCUCGACGACGCCUAGGACAUGGGGGAAGGAGAUGGAGGCGAGGCUUAAGGGGAUAUCGAGUGGCGAGGCGACUCCGAUAAAAUCAGUGAGUGGGCGCCGAGUUGACCCGGUUGUGUUAAUUGAAGAGAGUGAACCCAAGGAGUGGGUGGCCCAGGUGGAACCCGGUGUGCUUAUUACCUUUGUUUCUCUGCCACGUGGAGGGAAUGAUCUUAAGCGAAUACGGUUCAGUCGAGACAUGUUUAACAAAUGGCAAGCUCAAAGAUGGUGGGCAGAGAACUAUGAUAGAGUCAUGGAACUCUACAAUGUCCAGAGGUUUAACCGCCAAGCUUUUCCACUUCCAACACCCCCAAGAUCUGAAGAUGAGAGCUCAAAAAUGGAAUCUGCAGAAGCGAGUCCUGUAACACCACCACUUACCAGAGAACGGUUACCUCGUAACUUGUAUCGUCCAACUGGGAUGGCAAUGGGCUACUCAUCCUCAGAUUCACUUGAUCAUCAACCAAUGCAAGCACGCAAUUACAACGACUCCGGUGGUCUCACCUCAACCCCGAAACUCUCCAGCAUUAGUGGGGCCAAGACAGAGACAUCAUCAAUGGAUGCCUCUAUAAGAAGUAGCUCAUCAAGGGAGGCAGAUCGCUCGGGAGAACUAUCCAUCAGCAAUGCUAGUGAUCUUGAGACUGAAUGGGUAGAACAGGAUGAACCAGGGGUUUACAUCACUAUCAGAGCUUUACCAGGAGGCAAAAGGGAACUCAGACGGGUCAGAUUCAGCCGAGAAAGAUUUGGGGAGGUGCAUGCUAGAUUGUGGUGGGAAGAGAAUAGAGCAAGGAUACAUGACCAAUACUUGUGAUGGGGGGAGCUGGUUUUUUUGCAUUGGGGGUGUGCUUUUUCUCAAUAUUGGUUCAGUAAUACUAGUAGAGUCUCUGUAAUGGAGAUGUGAAUCCUUAAACAAGUCCAAGUUAUGGACUGUGUAAUUGCUUGCGAUUAUCUUCUUGGGAUGCAGGUGGUGAACUCAUGAAAAAUCAAAUUUAUAUUAAUAGUUUUUUCUUUUGUCUCCA
Molecule: messenger RNA, 1609 nt
Organism: Pistacia vera
Lineage: Eukaryota; Viridiplantae; Streptophyta; Magnoliopsida; Sapindales; Anacardiaceae
Product: protein Brevis radix-like 4
Exons: 7
Coding region: 283-1401 (372 amino acids)
Source: RefSeq, a predicted model, not a curated record